AUGGGGAGCGACUCCACCGUGGUGCGGUCGAUGCCGGAGUUCCUCCGAUCCCCUGCGACGACGGCCACCCCAAGUCAGAACGGCAUCGCCGACGAGGGCGGCGGCGACGGCAUUGGGCGAGGGCGGCGGAGCCUGGGGCAUCGCGGCUGGCCCAUAUGGUUCUGCCGCAAGUCACCAGAUAAGAUGGGGAGAGCAUCUUGUGUUGAGAGUUGGCAGUGGGUGAAAAGCCUAAGCCAGCGAUAUGGGGAGGUGGAGCUCACCUCCUUUUUUCUUCAAACUCCAAUCAAUGUGGAUUCUGUUCUUGCAGAGCUUGCUGUUGGAAACAUUGUCAGACGUGUUUUGCACAUAAUAAAAGAGGAGGAUAUAUCUUCUACAGCAGUUGGAAUCGAAGGUCUUUCUGUUACUGUUGACAGUGAUGAUGAAUUUGACAGUGAGCAUGAUGAUCGCCCUGCAUUGUCUGCUGCUGUCCUUGCUGCACAUGCUAGAAAUGCCCUUCGCGCACCAUCAUUGCAGACUCUCCUAGAAGAUAUUCCCGUGACUCCUGCAAUUUCCCGCACGGCAUCAUCAACUGGUGACUCAGAUGGAAAAAGUAAAUCUGGAGAUAAGAGCUCAACUAGGAAGCUGAAGCAUGAUGUCAUCGCAGCCAUUGGUGAUCUUAUUGAUGAGAUUGACUCAUGCUACGAACCGAUUUCUGAGCAAGCUGUGGAACUUAUUCACCAAAAUGAGGUAAUCCUAACUCUAGGCCGUUCUAGAACUGUCAAGGAGUUCUUGUAUGCUGCGAAAGAGAAGAAGCGAUCUUUUCGUGUAUUUGUUGCUGAAGGUGCUCCAAGAUAUCAGGGCCAUGUUCUUGCAAAAGAGUUGGUUGAGAAAGGUGUACAAACUACAGUUAUAAUAGACUCAGCAGUUUUUGCUAUGAUCUCUCGAGUUAACAUGGUCAUAGUUGGAGCACAUGCUAUAAUGGCAAAUGGUGGAGUGAUUGCACCAGUUGGGAUGAACAUGGUUGCACUUGCUGCUCAAAGGCAUGCUGUGCCCUUUGUUGUGGUUGCUGGUAGCCACAAGCUGUGUCCUUUGUAUCCACACAACCCAGAGGUGUUACUGAAUGAACUUAAGUCGCCAUCUGAUUUGCUUGACUUCGGCGAGUUCUCAGAUUGCAUGAAUUUCAGUACUCAGGAUGGCAGCCCCCUACUAAAUGUUGUCAAUCCGACAUUUGACUAUGUGCCACCAAAGCUUGUGAGCCUAUUUGUCACUGAUACUGGGGGCCACAGUCCAUCUUAUAUGUACCGGCUCAUUGCUGAGUACUACUCAGCAGAUGAUCUCGUAGUGCAACGGAAGUCAACAGCAUGAAGGAACACAAAAGCAUUCAACUUCGUGUUCUGAAGAGCUAAAGAUGUUCGGAUUCGGUUACUGUCAAACUGAGGGAAAUCAAUGCAAGCAUUCUCCUUGCGGUACCUGUAAUGGUUGCGGCGUUUUGGGUGUAAACUGUUGAGGAAAUGUGGAUGUGACCUACUAUGGAUGAAUUGUUUUGACUACAGAAGAUACAAAUGUAUGAUUGAUGUAGAGGGUGGCUGUUCCAUAUCCGUGCAUCCUGGUCUGGGACAGUCCAAAUUUUGCCUGUUCUAAAUUCCAGCUGUUUCAUGUGUAUGAAGUAUUCGAAUACACACUAACGGAAUUUGCUGAGCUAUUUUUCAUCUUUUUUUAAAUUGACCAUACUCA
Messenger RNA from Setaria italica (foxtail millet), 1713 nucleotides. RefSeq names its product translation initiation factor eIF-2B subunit beta. The transcript is spliced from 10 exons. Gene Ontology annotation, biological process: translational initiation. The coding region runs from base 1 to 1344 and encodes 447 amino acids. The record is from RefSeq and is a predicted model, not a curated record. Gene Ontology annotation, cellular component: eukaryotic translation initiation factor 2B complex. Lineage: Eukaryota; Viridiplantae; Streptophyta; Magnoliopsida; Poales; Poaceae. Gene Ontology annotation, molecular function: translation initiation factor activity; guanyl-nucleotide exchange factor activity.